Messenger RNA from Cyprinodon tularosa, 2779 nucleotides. RefSeq names its product spermatogenesis associated 5 (gene afg2a). Lineage: Eukaryota; Metazoa; Chordata; Actinopteri; Cyprinodontiformes; Cyprinodontidae. Gene Ontology annotation, molecular function: ATP hydrolysis activity; ATP binding. The coding region runs from base 85 to 2643 and encodes 852 amino acids. Gene Ontology annotation, cellular component: cytoplasm. The transcript is spliced from 16 exons. The record is from RefSeq and is a predicted model, not a curated record.
GGGCUUAUCUUAAACCAGGAAGUUUACUGCUCCGCUUCAUGUUUACACAUGUUUUAACUUUCACGUGGAGAAUCCUCAUUGAUAAUGUCUUCUAAGAAGAAUAAAAACAAAUCGAAAAGAGUGAGCGAGGGAGAUAAUUCACUGAUUCAGAAUGAUGAGUCCUGCAAUCUGCAAACAUCUGGGCUGGAUGGAGGAACCUGCAGAACUUCCAACUGCAACUCAUUGGCUGUUAUGGAUUUCAUUGAAAAAGCCGAUGAUAAAACACCCAGAAGUUGCCGAUGGACUUUAGCUCAGCUGAGCCUCAAUUCUAUGAAGUCUGCAGGUGUUUGCAUCGGGAGGCCGGUCCUGCUGACGAGUCCUUCAGGACGCCAAGAGGUGUGCCUGGGUUGGCCUGUUGCAUCGUUUCCAGGCGGAAAAGUUGGCCUUCAGAAAUCUGCUCAGAAGAAUCUGGGGAUUAAACCAGGGGAGGCGGUGAUGCUGCACCCGGUAACGGGUCCUGUGGUCCAGAUUGAAGAAGUGGUUCUCUCUAAUCGGUCAAAGGAUGAAACUCUUGAUGCAGAUGAAUUCAAGAACUUCUUUGUGAGGACUUUGGCUGGAAGCAUCAUCCUCCCAGGAAACGUUGUCUUUCUGAGUUAUUUUGGACGCUCCUGCAGUCUUCGGGUUGAAACCAUCAGAGGGGAGGACGGCGUCACCCUCCAGAGACCGGCUGCUCCUCUGGGAGCGCCUCCUGACACAGACUCCUCAGUGCUGAACUCCACAUCAGCCGAUCUCUCCCUGCAGCUCAGCAUGCUCACUGUAGAUGACGACGCCACACCAGGCACACCCGGACAGCCGCGCCCGGCUGCUAGCACCCCUCUCCGAUCGGCUCCUCUUCCCUCCGUCUCACCGCCUGCCGCUCCUCUCACUCCUUCCUCCACCUCCUUCAAUCCCUCCACCGCUGAGUCUGCAGAAGAGGCCGACCCAGACGACUGCACUGGUUCAGGGCAUUCUGAAAAGACCUCCACAGCACCCACUGCUGGUUUUACGUGUAGUGACACGUUCUACUGUGUGACAUGUUCCACCAAAGUCAGACUUAGCAGCAGAGCAGGGCAGAGAGACUCAGACGAAGAUGAAGAAGUCCCCAAAUCAAAGGUCAUAUAUAGCAUGAUUGGUGGUCUGAGCAGCCAGCUGGAUGCCAUCAGAGAAACCAUCGAGCUCCCCCUCAAACAACCAGAGCUUUUCACUAACUACGGUAUCUCGCCUCCUCGAGGGGUUCUCCUCUACGGACCGCCAGGCACGGGAAAGACUAUGAUUGCCCGAGCCAUAGCCAACGAACUGGGCGCUCACAUGGUGGUGAUCAACGGGCCAGAGAUCAUCAGCAAAUUUUAUGGCGAAACAGAAGCGAGGUUAAGACAGAUAUUCACAGACGCAUCUCAGAGGCAGCCUGCGAUCAUCUUUAUAGAUGAGCUGGACGCUUUGUGCCCAAAGCGAGAAGGAGCUCAGAAUGAGGUGGAGAAACGAGUCGUCGCUUCUCUCCUGACUCUGAUGGACGGCAUCGGUUCGGAGGGUCACUCAGGCCAGCUGUUGGUGCUGGGGGCCACAAACAGGCCCCAGGCCCUCGACCCUGCUCUGCGCAGGCCAGGACGCUUUGACAAGGAGUUAGAGGUGGGGGUUCCUGGUAGUGCAGAGCGAGCGGAUAUUCUGCAGAAGCAGCUAAGUAUGGUGCCGUGCAGCGCCACUGCAGAGGAGCUGAUCCAGCUGGCCGAUGUCGCUCACGGAUACGUUGGAGCAGAUCUAGCUGCUGUUUGCAAAGAGGCAGGAUGGUUUACCUUGGCUUCAUCUUUCCAGGUCCGCUGGUCUGAUGUUGGUGGGAUGGCAGAGGUGAAGCUGAAACUGAAGCAGGCCGUGGAGUGGCCCCUGAGGCACCCGGAGGCCUUUACCCGCAUGGGGAUCCAACCACCAAAAGGAGUCCUGCUCUAUGGGCCCCCAGGCUGCUCCAAAACCAUGAUAGCCAAAGCCCUGGCCAAUGAAAGUGGCCUCAACUUUCUGGCUAUUAAAGGUCCAGAAUUACUGAGCAAGUAUGUUGGGGAGUCUGAAAGAGCAGUUCGAGAGGUGUUUCGGAAGGCGAGGGCCGUCGCUCCAUCCAUCGUCUUCUUUGAUGAGAUCGAUGCUCUUGCCAGCGAAAGAGGAAGCUCCGCAGGGUCCAGCGGCGUAGGCGACCGGGUCCUGGCUCAGCUGCUGACAGAGAUGGACGGCAUCGAGCAGCUCCGAGAUGUCACCGUCCUGGCCGCCACCAACCGACCCGACAUGAUCGAUAAGGCUCUGAUGCGACCAGGUCGCCUUGACCGGAUCGUCUUUGUUCCCCUACCUGAUGCUGCGACCAGACGGGAGAUUUUCUCCCUGCAGUUCCGUAACAUGCCUGUAGCAGAGAACGUUUCCCUCGAUGAGCUGGUGACUCGGACCAAUAAGUAUUCUGGAGCAGAGAUAACAGCAGUAUGCAGAGAGGCCGCCCUCCUGGCCCUGCAGGAGGACAUCAAAGCCGAGCACAUCGAGGCCAGGCACUUUGAAAAUGCCCUGAACACAGUGAAGCCCCGAAUCCCAGACUCUCUCAUCCAGUCAUACAUCAGCUAUCAGCAGCAGCACAGUGGCCUCUGCUUCUUCUGACUGCACCACUCUGGGACAUUUAUCUCUGCUGCAGCAAACAUUUUCAGUUGCUUAUUACAUUAUGUGUACAAUUGUUGUUAUUUGUGCUGCAAAAUAAAAUUUUAUAACAAUCAAUGUGGCUGAAAUCUUGUGUCUU